Molecule: messenger RNA, 477 nt
Organism: Phlebotomus argentipes
Lineage: Eukaryota; Metazoa; Arthropoda; Insecta; Diptera; Psychodidae
Product: cytochrome c oxidase subunit 6C-1-like
Exons: 3
Coding region: 123-392 (89 amino acids)
Source: RefSeq, a predicted model, not a curated record
AAAAGCUCUCGAGCUGUCAAACCUCCAUCUUUUUCUCUUCGCGAUUGACGGGUGGAUCAAAAAAUUUUCACAGAUAAUCUUGCUGCUUAUUCUGAGCACUUUUGUUAAAUUCCAGACCAGAAAUGAGGAUUUCCGAGAUCCUGCGCGCCGUGGCGGUGAGCGAUGCUAAGCCAAAUAAGCCCCAAUUGAGGGGUCUCCACCAGGCAACCAUCAAGCGGAACCUUGCUGUGGCUAUCGGCCUGGCCGCCUUGUCCGUGGUGGCAAUGAAGUUCCUAUACAAUAAUCCCCGGAAGGAGAGAUACGCUGAGUUUUACAAGAACUACGAUGCGGAUGCUGCAUUUGAGCGCAUGAAGCAGCGCGGUGUGUUCGACUCCGUCAAACCCGACGAAUAAACCGUAGAAGAAUGCAAAAUUGUCUAGUGAUAAAUCAGGUUGAAGAUUAUGUAACAAAUACACGGAAGGAGAUUGUCCCACAAAA